This is a messenger RNA of Hyla sarda, 4185 nucleotides long. RefSeq names its product mucin-5AC-like. Gene Ontology annotation, cellular component: extracellular matrix. Bases 1 to 4185 code for a protein of 1394 amino acids. The transcript has 33 exons. Lineage: Eukaryota; Metazoa; Chordata; Amphibia; Anura; Hylidae. The record is from RefSeq and is a predicted model, not a curated record. Gene Ontology annotation, molecular function: protein binding.
AUGGGGAUAUCCAGGUGCCUUUGGGCAUCGAUAUGUGCCCUUCUCAUAAUAAACGUCUGCCUUCAGGCACAAGCGGCAAAGCAAAAAUCUUCAGCUGGAAUCAACCAAAAGGUGGCAUCAGGAUCAGCUUCUUCGGAUCAAACAAGUGGUCAAGUCAAAUCAGAUGAAAAAUAUGAUCAGUUCAAUCGUAAUUACAAAGCCGCUGAUCUGGAUGACAGUUUAUCUGACGUUAUUCCCCCAGAUGAGGAACUCAGCAAGGAAUCUUUGUCUGUUGAGGUCGUAAAGCAGAUAAACUCCAAGAAAGAUUCCAGUGUGGCAGACAACACAUGGUACUACACUCAGAGGAAUAACUAUGAUAAGAGUGCUGAGAAAAAAUCAAUGGUCACCUUCAUUGCUCCAACAGCUACUCCAGUUCUAAAAAGUGUUGUCUCUGCUCAUAAUGGGCAAGUCUGUAGCACCUGGGGUAACUAUUACUUUAAGACCUUUGAUGGAGACAUCUUCUACUAUCCUGGAAAUUGUAACUAUGUGUUCACUUCAAACUGCAAGAGCAAUUAUGAGGAAUUCAACAUCCAGAUCAGACGGUCAGUUGUGAGGGGUCUGCCCAAAAUCAGCCACAUAACUAUGAAGAUUGAUGGAGUUUCUGUGGCACUCUCCAGUGGAAAUGUUGCAUUUAAUGGACAACAGGUUGACCUACCUUACAGUUUCUCAGGAAUCCAAAUUCUUAGAAGUGGUAUCUACAUCAGAGUCAAUGCUAAACUUGGCCUGCAAUUCAUGUGGAAUGAGGAUGAUGCAGUUUUGUUGGAGCUUGACAAAAAAUUUAGCAAUCAGACUUGUGGUCUAUGUGGGGACUUCAAUGGCAUUCCUGUUUACAACGAGUUUAUUUCUAACAAUGCUAAAAUGACUCAUAUUCAGUAUGGAAACAUGCAGAAGUUAAAUGGACCAACAGAAAUGUGUCAGGACCUGACAAUCCAGCCCCAGAACAACUGCACUGACUCUAGGAGACUUUGUGAAGUGAUCUUGACCGGUUCUGCUUUUUCAUCCUGCAAUCGUCUGGUGGACCCUACAUUAUACAUUGACGCUUGUGUACAAGAUUUGUGCCGAUGUGCACAAAACGCAACUGGCUUCUGCCUUUGUAAUACCUUUACUGAAUAUUCCCGGCAGUGUGCUCAUGCUGGAGGAACACCCAAUAAUUGGAGAACUUCUAAGCUGUGCCCUCUACAAUGUAAUUACAAUCUUGAAUACAAGGAAUGUGGAAGUCCAUGCCCCAAUACUUGUUCCAACCCUGACCGCUCAUCAGUCUGUGACAGCCAUUGUAUUGAUGGAUGCUUUUGCCCUUCAGGUACUGUUUUUGAUGACAUCAACAACAGCGGUUGUAUUGCCAAGCAGCAGUGCUCAUGUACUUACAAUGGACAGGCCUAUUCAUCAGGCACUGGAUAUUCAGUUAAAUGUCAGUCUUGCACUUGUAAUGAAGGAAAAUGGAAAUGUGUAGAAAACAACUGCCCUGGAUCUUGUUCCAUUGAAGGGGGAUCUCAUAUCACUUCUUUUGAUAGUACACAUUAUGAUUUCCAUGGCGAUUGCUCUUAUGUCAUCUCCAAGACAUGUGGAAGCCAGGCAUUCAGUGUUCUGGCAGAAAUAUUAAAUUGUGGUCUUACUAACACUGAAUCAUGCUUGAAGAGUGUUACCCUGAGUCUUGAUGAUGGAAAAGACUUCAUCUACAUUAAACCAUGUGGCAGUGUCUACGUAAAUUCAUUGUUCACUCAGCUUCCCAUCUCAUCGGGUAAUGUCACCAUUUUUAAACCAUCUACAUUUUACAUCAUUGUACAAACUAAGAUUGGAGUUCAACUUCAGAUCCAGCUUGUACCCACUAUGCAGCUGUACGUCAAACUGGACCCAUCCUACAAAAGUCAAGUGUGUGGUCUCUGCGGUAACUAUAACAGUGUUCAAGCUGAUGAUUUCCAAGUACUGAGUGGAGUCAUUGAAGGAACUGGAUCAUCAUUUGCGAAUACAUGGAAGACCCAAGCCAGUUGUCCUAAUGUUGUCUCAAGUUAUGAAAAUCCAUGCUCUCUUAGCAUUGAAAAUGAGAACUACGCUACACACUGGUGCUCAAUGAUAAGUGACCCUAAUGGACCUUUUGCAGACUGCCAUGUCAGUGUUAAUCCAGCCACCUACCAAUCGAACUGUAUGUAUGACUCAUGUAACUGCGCCAAGAGUGAGGCGUGCAUGUGUGCUGCCCUGUCCUCCUAUGUAACUGCAUGUGCCAAAGAUGGAAUUUAUCUCAAAGGAUGGAGAAAAAAUGUCUGCCAACUGUACACAACAUCAUGUCCCAAGACCAUGACCUACAGCUACUUUGUCAGUUCAUGCCAAACCACCUGCCGCUCACUUAGUAAGGCUGACAUUACUUGUGGUAUCUCCUUUGUCCCGGUUGAUGGAUGUAUUUGUCAGAAUGGAACCUACCUGGAUGACAGCGGUAGAUGUGUGCUACAGUCUUCUUGUCCUUGCUAUUACAAGGGUACUGCAGUGCCCCCAGGCGAAGUAGUCCAUGACAAUGGAGCUAUGUGCACAUGCUCAAACGGAAAACUAGACUGUAUUGGACAGAAAACACCAACGCAAAGUUGUGCUGCCCCCAUGGUCUACUUUGACUGCACUAACACAUCUGCAGGCACAAAAGGAUCUGAGUGCCAAAAGAGUUGCCAAACACUUGACAUGAACUGCUACAGUGCACAGUGUGUGUCUGGCUGCGUUUGUCCAAAUGGACUGAUAGCUGAUGGAAAUGGAGGUUGUGUGAGAGAGAAUCAGUGUCCAUGUAUACACAAUAACAAGCCCUAUAUGCCAGGAGAAUCGAUCAAGGUCUCAUGUAACACUUGCACUUGCAAAAACAGAAACUGGGAAUGCUCUGAUGACCUCUGUAUGGGCACUUGUGCUGUGUAUGGAGACGGUCACUACUUCACUUUUGACAGCAAAUCAUAUGUCUUUAAUGGAGACUGUAAAUAUACUUUAGCUCAGGACUACUGCACUAGUGACCCUAAUAAUGGAACUUUCCGUGUUAUAAUUGAGAGCAUCCCAUGUGGUACCACAGGAACUACUUGUUCUAAAGCCAUCAAUGUUUUUCUUGGGAACUAUGAACUAAUACUGAGUGAAGAUAAAUUGGAGGUUGUCAAACAGAAUCAAGGAAUAUAUAUACCAUACAAAGUGCACCAGAUGGGUAUCUAUAUGGUGAUUGAAGCCCUCAAUGGACUGGUGCUGGUCUGGGACAAGAGAACUAGUAUAUAUAUAAAGCUUGAACCAAGCUUCCAUGGCAAGGUUUGUGGUCUUUGUGGUAAUUACGACGGAAAUUUUGUCAAUGACUAUAAAACCAGAAGCCAAGCUGUGGUUGGAGAUGUUUUGGAAUUUGGUAACAGCUGGAAACUGUCUCCCAGUUGCUUGGAUGCUGUAGAUGUGGCAGACUCCUGUUCAUCAAAUCCCUACAGGAAGGCAUGGUCUCAGAAACAAUGUAGCAUCAUCACCAGCAACACAUUCUCAAGUUGUCACUCACAAGUAAACCCACUCAAAUAUUACCAUGCUUGUGUCAAUGAUGCUUGUGCCUGUGAUACCGGGGGAGAUUGUGAGUGUUUCUGUACUGCAGUUGCCGCUUAUGCCCAAGCUUGUAGUGAAGCAGGAUCAUGUGUAAGAUGGAGAACCCCAACAAUGUGCCCUAUUUUCUGUGAUUACUACAAUCUUCAAGGACACUGUGAGUGGCAUUAUAAAGCAUGUGGAGCUCAAUGCAUGAAAACCUGCAGGAACCCACGUGGAAUCUGUUACCAUAACUUGCUAGGCUUGGAAGGAUGCUACCCCAAGUGCCCACCUGAAAGACCCUAUUUUGAUGAAGACAACAUGGAAUGUAGAGAAGCAUGUCCUUGCUAUUCACUUAAUGGAACAGAAUAUUCUUUUGGUCAAAAGAUGCCUCCAGAGAAUAAUGAAGAUAUCUGCACAACAUGCCUGAUUUGUCUCAUCGUGGGCCAACACAGGCCUUUGCCAAGAGCUUACCAGAACAUGCACAUGGCAGAUAUUACCAAAAAUUCUUGGAGUUUUAAAGAAGUUGUCCCAACUCGUCAUCUUGCUUUAUCUAGGAAUCUCCUGUUUGAGGCAGCCAGAAGUGGUGGGAAAACCCAAAAGUACCCAAAGCAGGAAAAACAUGAAGUAGUCUAG